UCUAUGGGGAAUGUCUGGUAUCAGCAAAGAUUAUGUAUCCUGUCCUGAGCCUGGAUUGUCUUAUAAAACAUAACAGCUCAGAACGUCAGAGCAGAAAUUAUAUCAUUCCGAAGAAGACAGUGAAAUUCUUAACACCAGCUCUGAAGACAGUAAGCAUUCCAGGAUUUCUUCAGCAUUCAAAGGUUCAUCAAAAUGAAGAACUGGAAUUUCUUUAAUGUGAUUCUUCUUAAUGGGUUGGUUGCAGGCACUGUCAGCUUGACUUUAGAGAGUUGUUUCCAAGAGCAACUGCAGCUUCAAGCCCAAGUGAGACUUCUGGAGCAUAAUGUGAAGCAGCAACAGGCAAAAAUUGUGCAGCUCUUAAUGGAGAGGGGUACACAAAGCAGAGAUAAAAGAGGAGAAAAGAGUGUCAUCCACCUGGGAGAAGACAGAGAGUAUAAAGACUGUGCUGAGAUCUAUAAUGCUGGACACAUACAGAGUGGAUUUUACAAAAUAAAACCUCUUGAGAGUCCCCAUGGAUUCUUUGCCUAUUGUGAUAUGUCAGAAGGAGGAGGAUGGACAGUCUUUCAGAGACGGUCAGAUGGGAGUCAAAAUUUUGACAGAGACUGGGCUGAAUAUGAUCAAGGUUUUGGUGAUUUUAUUUCACCAAAUGGUGAAUACUGGCUUGGAAAUAAAAAUCUCCACUAUCUGACAUCUCAAGGAAAUUACACUUUAAAAAUCUCUCUCUCUGACUUUGAGGAUGAACAACGUUUUGCCCAGUAUGAAAAUUUCUGGGUUGCAGAUGAGCAGAAUUCCUACACAAUGAAUUGUGGACAAUAUUCUGGAACGGCUGGUGACUCCCUCACUGGGGGGUUUCACCCUGAAGUGAAAUGGUGGGCCAACCACCAAGGAAUGAAAUUCAGUACAAAAGACAGAGAUAAUGACAACUAUGAGGAGAACUGUGCAGAAGAGGAUCGAGCUGGCUGGUGGUUUAACAGAUGCCAUUCUGCCAACCUGAAUGGCCUGUACUACAAUGGACCCUACUCAGCGACAACAGACAAUGGCAUUGUGUGGUUCACAUGGCAUGGAUGGUGGUAUUCAUUGAAAUCUGUCGUCAUGAAAGUCAGGCCAUCAGACUUCCAUCCUAAUGAGGUUUAAGUGUGUUUCAGGCACUCACCUUUUAAAUCAAUUAGUUUGAAUUGUACUGUGAUAUUUGCUUUGCUGGGAUUUUGCUAGAUAUAACUUUGCUAAGGGAUACUAUACAUUGUACACAAUUUGAUGCAGGGUUAAGUUUUCAGUAGGCUAUAAAUGUGCAUAAUUCUACAUUGGCAAAUAGCUUUUGCACAGAAAUGGAGCCCAAAUGUAUAGUGUAGAUAUGUGAUACUACCAGUUUUAUACACAAUUGAAGGAAACUACUGUUUAUGGCCUCCGAUUAUGAAGGCCUUUGAAUUAAAAUAAAUUUCCAUAAAGUGAUUUUAUGACUUUGAUCAAACUCCG
This is a messenger RNA of Pogona vitticeps (central bearded dragon), 1473 nucleotides long. Lineage: Eukaryota; Metazoa; Chordata; Lepidosauria; Squamata; Agamidae. The record is from RefSeq and is a predicted model, not a curated record.